Anisakis simplex (herring worm) is the source of this 213-nucleotide messenger RNA. Lineage: Eukaryota; Metazoa; Nematoda; Chromadorea; Rhabditida; Anisakidae. The record is from the annotation of a GenBank genome assembly.
AUGAUUGGUAAUUCAAACGGCGAUAUGGAUGAAUGGAUGGGUGGAUACGCUAAUUCGCUGAGUUAUGGAUGCAUUGCGUCGUGCAUUGCUCUGAAGACACUGGAGCUCAAAGAUGAGGAAAAACAUAGCCAGUUGAACGGAACUACUGCAUGGAUUGAAGCAAAACUACUUGAAAAUAUGGUCGGACGCAAGUUGAAAUCGUGGAAUAAAUGA